Messenger RNA from Elephantulus edwardii (Cape elephant shrew), 1518 nucleotides. RefSeq names its product acid-sensing (proton-gated) ion channel family member 5 (gene ASIC5). The transcript has 10 exons. Lineage: Eukaryota; Metazoa; Chordata; Mammalia; Macroscelidea; Macroscelididae. Gene Ontology annotation, cellular component: membrane. Gene Ontology annotation, molecular function: ligand-gated sodium channel activity. The record is from RefSeq and is a predicted model, not a curated record. Gene Ontology annotation, biological process: sodium ion transmembrane transport. Bases 1 to 1518 code for a protein of 505 amino acids.
AUGGAGCAGAUUGAAAAUGCAAAUCUAUAUACUGAGAAAGGAGUCUUGGAAAAGAUAAAGCUUUGCCUUUCUAAGAAACCGCUGCCAUCUGCUACAGACCGAAAGAAGUUUGACUACGACUUUGCUGUUUCCACCUCCUUCCACGGGGUGCACAAUAUUGUUCACAAUCGGAGCAAAAUACGAAAGGCGAUCUGGUUGCUGGUGGUGCUGGGCUCGGUCUCACUCGUAGUGUGGCAGAUACACAGUCGCUUGGUCAACUACUUCACGUGGCCGACCACAACAUCUGUGGAAGUUCAAUACGUGGAGAAGAUAGAGUUCCCAGCUGUGACGUUUUGCAAUUUGAACAGGUUUCAAGCAGAUCCUGCGACCAAAUUUAGUGUUAUUUUUUUCUUGUGGAAUAUUGUAUCCAAAGUCCUCCAUCUUCAGGAAAUCAAGGCCAAUUCCACUGACUCAAAAGAGGCUAUUGAUUUUCUCACAAGUCACCAAAACUUCAGCAUUACAGAUUUUGUCAAAGAAAAUGGUUUUUACCUCAACAACACCACUUUGUUGGAAUGUGACUUUUUUGGAAAACAAUGCAGCCCAAAGGAUUUUGCACACAUCUUCACUGAAUAUGGAAAUUGUUUUACUUUUAAUCAUGGUGAAAAUAUUGAAGCAAGAAAAACAGUGAGUGUGUCAGGACGAGGCUUAAAAUUACUCUUCAAUGUCAACCAGGAGGAAUUCACCGAUGACCCAUCCCUUGGCUUUGUUGAUGCAGGGAUCAUCUUUGUUAUCCAUUCACCAAAGAAGGUGCCACAGUUUGAUGGUUUAGGUCUUUCUUCACCUGUGGGAACACACUCAUGGGUGACUAUCAGCCAAGUGAAGACAGUUCACCAGGAAUAUCCUUGGGGAGAAUGCAAUCCUAACAUCAAGUUGCAGAAUUUUUGUAGCUACAGCACAUCUGGUUGUUUGAAGGAAUGCAAAGCACGACACAUAGAAGAGCAAUGUGGAUGCUUGCCUUUCCUGCUGCCUGGAAAUGGGAUAGAGUGUGACCUACAAAAGUUUUACAACUGUGUUUCUCCUGUACUUGACUACAUUGAAGCUAAAGAAUUAUGUACAGUGGGAACACAUAAUUCUACCUGCCCUGUUCCUUGUGAAGAAACAGAAUAUCCUGCUACCAUCUCUUAUUCCACUUUUCCAAGUCAAAAGUCUUUGGCAUACUUUUCUAAAAAGUUGAAUCAAAGCCAGGAGUUUAUCAGGGAAAAUCUUGUUUACAUUGAAAUAAACUAUAAUGAUUUAAACUACAAGAUAACACAGCAGCAAAAAGCAGUGAGUGUAUCUGAGUUACUUGCAGAUGUUGGUGGUCAACUGGGUCUCUUUUGUGGGGCCAGCCUGAUAACAAUUAUAGAAAUUAUUGAGUAUAUAUUCACCAAUUUCUACUGGAUUUGCAUUUUGCUUUUGCUGAAGAUAUCUGAAAUGACCAAAUGGGCUCCUCAAACUCAGAACCAGCUAAAGGGCAAAGAAAUAAUACAAGAAUGCUAA